Messenger RNA from Linum trigynum, 534 nucleotides. The record is from the annotation of a GenBank genome assembly. NCBI's taxonomy places the organism in Eukaryota, Viridiplantae, Streptophyta, Magnoliopsida, Malpighiales, Linaceae.
AUGGCAGCCAAUCACAACAGUUUCAGAGUGAAGCUCAUCAUCGACAAGAGGCAAAACAAGGAUAUGCAAAGUACCAAACACUACCUCCUCAACAGCCUCCGCGGCGAAACCCACGUUAAGAAGGUGCCGCUGCUCCCCGCUAACCCGCACCGCUGCCUGGAGAGGACGAUCUACUCCUGCAACGAACCGACACACAAUCCUCGCUGCGCGGGCGUAGACUCCGUCGGGCUUGUUCCCCGGAAAUGCGCGUACGACGUGGAGGUGAGGUUCCUGGACAGCGUGGGGUGGUGUCGCGAGGCCGAUUUCGUGAAGCCAGAGCUGAGGUUCCUGGUGAAGGACGAUCUCUCGGUUCGGCACUUCGAUUUUUCCAUCAUGUCCGGACUCUCGUUUCUGACCACCGAAUUUGGCGUCACGGACUUCGGCGGCGUCGAGGAGAGAGUCGUCCAGGUCGGCGUGAGUGAGGGAAUGCGAUUGCUGGAGGCGUUCAUGCACACAACAUCGGCUCUGACCACUGUGUUUCUCGGCAACAAGUAG